AAUCAAUUAGGUAUGCCACUUCUCAUCACAUUAAAUUUGGUAUAAGGCUAUCCAUGGUGUAAAAAAUAGUAUUGGGUCGAAAAUGGUGUUACCCCGAGAAACAGUGCUAGUUUUCCUUUGCAGUCCCUUUUGAUCUCCGAUACACGCAGUAAAUUUCAGUCGUUUGGUUGUAUGCGAAUCUCACUCUCCAGAUAUCGUUAAAUUUUCGUAGAUACAGCAAAAAUGCCUGUGCGAAUGGUGGAGUCUCCAGCACCUUCUAAUUCUUCAGGUGCAAAUUAUGGACAAACUUGUCUACAACCUUGUUCACUUUUAAGUGUUGGACAGGCUUUUUCAGGAACUCAGAAUGUUUCAAGUCCACAAAAGGAUGAAGCUUGGAGAGUUAAUGUGCGAAUCCAAGGCUGUGACCUUGAUCAUGGAUAUCUGUGUGGGACCAUGGAAGCUCUAAAUGUUCCAAUGGCAGAUACACCUGUGGUUACUUUUUGGGAGGGAGAAAUUGUUGAUACCAAAAAUUAUACCUUCUUUACUAACAAAUGGAAAGCCACGUCAGAAGUGGACAUAGAACACUGGACGAAAUUUCCAUCUUUUUCACCUCUUCUAAGUCAAGUUGAGGUUGAUGGCGGGAAAUCAUUAGACCUCAGCAACUAUCAGUAUAUUUUUAUGAGAUGGAAAGAGCAGUACUUUGUGAACGUUGGAGCGGAUUGUGGGUUGACUAUUGCUGGUUUUUACUAUGUUUGCUUCUCGUGUGUGGAUGGGUCUAUCAAUGGCUAUUAUUAUGAUCCAAAUAGCAGCCCGUUUCAGAAGCUUGAGUUGAAAACGACGAAUGAAGGAAGAUCCGGUUUCAGUUUCUCUUCUUAUGAGUUGCAAUAAGAGUCGGGUUGUUUUUUCCACGUCAAAAGGGACCCUAAAUUAAUUAAUCUGAAAUUCAUGUAGCCAUCUUGUUAUCCAUAAAAACUGAAAAUUAAUCAAUAUGGACUACCAAGUACCAUCUCAACCACUAUUAUUGUAUUAGUAGAUUAUUAUUUAUAGUUGUUUAUUGAA
Lactuca sativa (garden lettuce) is the source of this 1038-nucleotide messenger RNA. RefSeq names its product glucose-induced degradation-like protein. NCBI's taxonomy places the organism in Eukaryota, Viridiplantae, Streptophyta, Magnoliopsida, Asterales, Asteraceae. The record is from RefSeq and is a predicted model, not a curated record. Gene Ontology annotation, biological process: protein catabolic process in the vacuole; negative regulation of gluconeogenesis; protein targeting to vacuole. Gene Ontology annotation, cellular component: GID complex.